AUGAUUGCAUCCCCGUUGACUGACUUGCUAAAAAAGGAUGCGUUCGAAUGGUCGGCGACGGCAGAGGAAGCAUUUGUGGCUCUCAAAGCCGCCAUGACAUCUGCUCCAGUCUUGACGGAGGAGCUGGCAGAACAGGUAACGGACGUGGCAUUGUUUACCACCGUCGCCCACCCGAUACCAAAACUCCUCGAGGUGUUGCGGCAGGAGACAGCAACGCUUCCUGAUCUGCAGGUGCUGGUGGGGAAAAUCAAGGCGGGCGAUUCACUUGCCCGUUUAUCGUUUGCUGACGGGCUGAUCUACUUCAACCGUCGGAUCCUAGUCAGCCCCACGUCGUCUAUGAGGCGGCUGCUGUUGGAAGAGCACCAUAGCACACCAUUGGCUGGUCAUCCUGGCCACGAGAGAACUUUUCGCCUCAUGGCGGCAGGUUUUUAUUGGCCUAAGCUGAGGCGGGAGGUCAGGGAUUUUUAUUGA
This is a messenger RNA of Salvia hispanica, 471 nucleotides long. NCBI's taxonomy places the organism in Eukaryota, Viridiplantae, Streptophyta, Magnoliopsida, Lamiales, Lamiaceae. The record is from RefSeq and is a predicted model, not a curated record.